GGGCUCGGCUCCGUGCCCGCCGCCGCGGCAUGCCCAGCGCUCCGCAGGCGCCCGCGCGGCCGCCCAAAGAAAGCCCCGAGCAAGGACCCCGCGCUGGCCGCGCCAUGGCGGCCGCCGGCGGGGACGCGGAGCAGGAUGGGUUACAUCCAAGACACCUUAUCCCAGAGCUUUGUAGACUGUUUUAUGGUCUAGGCUGGGUAACAGGAACUGGUGGAGGAAUCAGCUUGAAACAUGGGGAUGAAAUCUACAUUGCUCCUUCAGGAGUCCAAAAGGAAAGAAUACAGCCAGAAGAUAUGUUUGUUUGUGAUAUAAAUGAACAGGACAUCAGUGGUCCUCCGCUUCACAAGAAACUAAAGAAAAGCCAGUGCACACCUCUUUUUAUGAAUGCCUACACUAUGAGAGGGGCAGGCGCAGUGAUCCAUACACAUUCCAAGGCUGCUGUUAUGGCUACCCUUCUUUACCCAGGGAGUGAGUUCUCUAUUACCCAUCAGGAGAUGAUAAAAGGAAUCCAGAAGUGUACUUCAGGAGGCUAUUACAGAUAUGAUGAUACACUAGUGGUUCCUAUUAUUGAGAAUACACCAGAAGAGAAGGAUCUCAAGGACAGGAUGGCACGUGCAAUGGAAAAAUACCCAGACUCUUGUGCUGUCCUGGUCAGGCGUCACGGUGUUUAUGUAUGGGGAGAGACAUGGGAAAAAGCCAAAACGAUGUGUGAAUGUUAUGACUACUUGUUUGAUAUCGCAGUGCAGAUGAAGCAGCAUGGGCUAGAUCCUUCAAAACAUCCAGCAGGAGAAAAUGGGAUCUUGUAAAUGUCAACAACAUUUAUACUCAGGUUUCUCACAUGAUGAUGGGAGUUCCAGCUUUCACCCCACACUAUUGAAGCCAGAAGGGGGUGCUGAUCCUCAGCUGAUUGACAAAUGUCAGCAGGAACUUUUAACUCCUAAAUGCACCCAAGAAUUAAAGGAGCGUUAAAAAAACCCCAACUACUGAACAAUCAUUGUAAUUUACAAGUCCUGUUGAAUGCCACAGUAGGAGGAAUGAAAAUCCAGAUGCAAAAAGACUUUGGAAAAAUUUGGAGAACUAAUAUCACGUUUUGGUUUUGUGCCUUAAAAAUAUGCAUUUCAACAACCUGCAUUUGUUGAUCCUGCACUAAUGCUACAUCAUUUAACGUGAAAUAAAUCUGCAUUUCUGAAA
This is a messenger RNA of Passer domesticus (house sparrow), 1191 nucleotides long. It is a transcript of the gene APIP, whose product is annotated as APAF1 interacting protein. Gene Ontology annotation, molecular function: metal ion binding; methylthioribulose 1-phosphate dehydratase activity. The transcript is spliced from 8 exons. Gene Ontology annotation, cellular component: cytoplasm. The coding region runs from base 30 to 806 and encodes 258 amino acids. NCBI's taxonomy places the organism in Eukaryota, Metazoa, Chordata, Aves, Passeriformes, Passeridae. The record is from RefSeq and is a predicted model, not a curated record.